Molecule: messenger RNA, 1201 nt
Organism: Notothenia coriiceps (black rockcod)
Lineage: Eukaryota; Metazoa; Chordata; Actinopteri; Perciformes; Nototheniidae
Product: RING finger protein 212B
Exons: 12
Coding region: 74-886 (270 amino acids)
Biological process (GO): reciprocal meiotic recombination; protein sumoylation; homologous chromosome pairing at meiosis
Cellular component (GO): synaptonemal complex
Molecular function (GO): SUMO transferase activity
Source: RefSeq, a predicted model, not a curated record
ACAAGGCGAAAGGUAAUGUAAGCAACAUGAGAGUAGAUAUCUUAUUGGUAAAGUUUAAUAGGAGUAAUCUAAAAUGGACUGGUUCCACUGUAAUCAGUGCUUUACAAGGAGUGGGUCGAAGUUUGCUGUGAGCAGCUGCGGCCACAUCUGCUGUGAAGCAUGCAUUACAUCUGAGCAGUGCAGUGUCUGUGGAGCCACCUGCAGUUAUCUGCCCAUCACAGACCAGAUGAAGCCUCAAGAAAGGGUGUUUUUCAAAGAUCCUGUGAAGCUCAUCCAGUCCCGGCUGGAGCACAUCUCACAGAUUGCACUUUUUCAGCGGACACAGAUGGAAAGAGUCACGGCACACUUCAAGCAUAAGUCUGUGGAGCUGGAAAGGCAUCUGAAGGAAGUCAGUGAGCAGGCUUACAGGCAACUCUCCGAGCUGAAAAGAGAGAAUGCUAACUUUAAAAAGCAGCUUUCAGAACUGAAAAGAGAGACUGCUGAUUUGAAAAAGCCCCUUUCUCAGCGGCGGGUUUCACCAGGACAGUUUCAAAUAGAUGGAAAUCAAAGAAUGUCACUCCCUGUGGCUGUCACCUCCCCAGUUACCCCUCGUCCAAGAACCAUGAGUUACAUGGGCUCAGCGGAGUCUCAGGUGUGGGCCAGAGACAGGGGUCAUAGUCUAUCCUCUCUCACAACUCCUGGAUCAGCUACCUCUAUUCACAGCCACAGUUCACUUCAUGGACAUGCACACAGUAAGUGUUGUGAAGACGCUUUGGCUGUAACAUGCAGUCCUUCUUUAAUCAUUAAUCCUUUCACCUCUGUCUUUGAAAAGGAACUCCCACAUCCUACAACACUCCUGCAAGAACUCAGCGUCAGACUCCUAAUGCCUUCCAGUUCCCGUUUAUGAGUGGAUUAUCAUUACAGUCACCCAGGCACUGAUGAAGCUGGGAUAUUUUUGUCAGUUGAUGUCUACAUCAGCUUUGUUUUCUUAGUUAAAGAAAAACAUGUUUUUGCCCAGUAACAGUUGGAUGUUGAUUUAAUGUCACAAUUUAUCAUUGUUCCAUUGACGUUACCCUGUGGUUCCAGAUUAUCCUAUUGUUAUUGAUUGACCGUUUUACUGCCAUAAAUUGAUGUUCAAUUUAUGGCAGUACAAUUGUGUGUGUUUCUACAAAUUGCUUUUGCUUGGAGUUUACAUUGAUAAAAAAAUAAAUGUUAUCCGUAA